GAGCGGCCGCACGGCGGGGCGGGACGGCGUGUGUCGGCAGGCCCGGGCGCUGUUUCCGUGCUGUGUCGGAGCUGUGCCGGUGCUGUUUCGGUACCGUAGCGGUGCUGUGGCGGAGGAGCGGCCCGGACAGACGGAAACAAGAACUCUGAAGUCAUGGCAGGCAAACCCAAGCUGCACUACACCAAGGGAAGGGGGAAGAUGGAGUCAAUCCGAUGGCUGCUAGCAGCAGCUGGUGUUGAGUUUGAGGAAGAAUUCAUAGAAACUAAAGAAGACUUAGAAAAAUUGCGCAAUGAUGGAGUCCUGCUGUUUCAGCAGGUGCCCAUGGUGGAGAUUGAUGGGAUGAGGAUGGUGCAGACCAGAGCCAUCCUCAGCUACAUUGCAGCAAAGUACAACCUCUAUGGGAAGGACCUGAAGGAAAGAGCCUGGAUUGAUAUGUACGUGGAGGGAACUACAGACCUAAUGGGAAUGAUCAUGUAUCUCCCUUUUCAACCAGCUGAUACAAAAGAAAAGAAUCUUGCCUUAAUCAUUGAACGAGCUACAACCAGGUACUUUCCUGUUUAUGAAAAGGCCUUAAAAGAUCAUGGACAGGAUUAUCUUGUUGGCAACAAAUUAAGCUGGGCAGAUGUCCAUCUGCUGGAAGCCAUUUUAAUGGCAGAAGAAUGUAAGCCUGAUGUACUGUUUGCAUUCCCUUUGCUACAGGCUUUUAAAGGAAGAAUCAGCAACAUUCCAACAAUCAAAAAAUUCUUACAGCCUGGCAGCCAGAGGAAGCCACCAACAGAUGAUAAGAUGGUUGCUGUCGUGAGGAAAAUAUUCAACAUCUAAUCUGAUGAAGAUAACCCAACCGUAGUAUAUUACCAGAGCUUGCUUUUUAAGUGUAAAUUGCAUAGAUGUGCUCUGUAACUUGUAUCAUAUGGCCAGUGUUGAAACAAUACACUGUGAAUACACUUUUAAAUUAGAGUAAAAGGCUAAUUUGGACCUGUUUAGUCCAGAAAGAAGAAUUUAGUGAAGCAGUUAUAUGAAAUAAAAUAUGCUGACACUUUG
This is a messenger RNA of Poecile atricapillus (Black-capped chickadee), 1041 nucleotides long. RefSeq names its product glutathione S-transferase. The coding region runs from base 154 to 822 and encodes 222 amino acids. Gene Ontology annotation, biological process: xenobiotic metabolic process; glutathione metabolic process. Gene Ontology annotation, molecular function: glutathione transferase activity. The transcript has 7 exons. Lineage: Eukaryota; Metazoa; Chordata; Aves; Passeriformes; Paridae. The record is from RefSeq and is a predicted model, not a curated record.